Acanthopagrus latus (yellowfin seabream) is the source of this 1851-nucleotide messenger RNA. RefSeq names its product TBC1 domain family, member 7 (gene tbc1d7). Bases 316 to 1200 code for a protein of 294 amino acids. The record is from RefSeq and is a predicted model, not a curated record. The transcript is spliced from 8 exons. Gene Ontology annotation, biological process: negative regulation of TOR signaling; activation of GTPase activity. Lineage: Eukaryota; Metazoa; Chordata; Actinopteri; Spariformes; Sparidae. Gene Ontology annotation, molecular function: GTPase activator activity.
UAUUUUGAUAGUCUUACCCGGAAGUGUUUCGAUACAAACAACCGCUCAUAGCAUGUAGCAGAUGUCCCAUUCAGUUCAUUUUUGGAAAUGUGGUUUUGGACAGUAGCGCCAUGAGACUGUCCAAAUGUAGGUCACUAAAUCCGGUGGACUUGUCGUUAGCGUUACAGUUACAAACCCUUCGUAUUCGCUAACGUUAAUGUUAGCUCGUUGGCUUAAGUUAUGUUAGCUAAAUUCGCUUAAAGAUUUAGGGCGGUGAGGUGAAGCAGCUUGAGCGAGAGAAACACCAGAGCAAGGUGUCACUGACCUGGUCGAAGUAUGGCCGACGACCCUCAGAGAAACUUCCGCUCUGCAUACUAUGAGAAGGUGGGCUUCAGAGGAGUGGAGGAGAAGAAAUCACUGGAAAUACUGCUCAAGGAUAAUCCUCUGGAUCUGGAAAAGCUGAGCACCUUCAGUCAGAGGUUUCCUCUCCCCUCCAUGUACAGGAUCCAUGUGUGGAAAGUAUUGUUGGGAAUCUUACCACCGCACAGUGACUCUCACUUUCUGGUGGGAGGCUACAGGAAGGAGCAGUACCAGGAUAUCCUGGAGGCUCUGGAGGUGAUGAGAUACAUAAACUCGUCCACACCCUCCACCCACAUAUACCUGCGCAUGUUCCAGCUGGAGAGUCAGGUGCUCCCUCGAUGCUCAGAGACCUCUGCCCCGGAUGAAGAGAAUGAGGACUUCCUCUCUAUCAGUCGAGCCAUGGAGGAGAUUGUGGAUGAUCCCAUCGACUGUUACUGGCUCAUCAAGUGUUUUGUCAAUCAGUUCCACACAAAGUUUGGAGACUCAGUGCCCCAUCUGCCAAAGAGCCUGGAGCAUUAUCUGAGUCAGGAGGAACCUCGACUGCUGAACCAUCUGAAGAUCAGCGGAGCUCUCGCUCAGCUGCCCUACAGCCUCUGGUUCAGACGCUGCUUCGCUGGCUGCCUGCCUGAGUCCAGUCUGCAGAGGGUGUGGGACAAGGUGAUCAGUGGUUCCUGUAAGAUCCUGGUGUUUGUGGCCCUGGAGAUUCUGCUCAGCUACAAGAUCAUUCUGAUGGGCAUCAACCGGCCUGAAAGCGUCGUCAAGUUUCUGUGCAACAUACCGCAGGAGAACACAGACGCUAUUGUGACUAAAGCGAUCGACCUUUGGCACAAAUAUUGUGGCACUCCGAUGCAUGCUGUGUAACCACGAGGGACUUGACUUUGUCUUCACCGACAGACAGACUCUGCCGUACAAGUAGCAGGGAUUCAUCUCUGCAUUACUGAACUGAAAACUCAUCACUGACUACUUUCAUUGAAGAGAUGAGAGCCAUUUAUCAUAUUGACAAGUCAAUUCCCAGCUGAUAAUCUAGAAGUGGAAAGAACCUGAACACUGAAAAUACUUUCCAAACAGAGUGGACAUUCGUAAGUGUGAAUGCACAAAAAGGCAAAGAAGCUUUAACUUAUUUUUUAAUAAGUUUCUUUCUUUAAGAAACUGCAUACAUCAUAGAAGACUCACAAUAAAUUAAUACUCACAUGCAGUUUUUCUGCUUUACAAAAAACAUUUGAAAACUUUCUUUGAUCUGUACAAGUCUUAUAAUUCUCAGAAUAUUUUCUCCCAAAACACUUUUAAACAUACAAGAGACAGUAAUGUUACUGAUGCUUGUAUGUAGGCAUACACACACAUUCACUCAAAACAGUCAUAACACACACACACACAACAGUUCUCCCAAUGAUACAGUCAAAACUGAAAUUCAUGAACUGUAAACAAUAAAGAAGAAAACACAAGGUGGCAGGGUUUCUGACUUUGUACCGUUUAAGAUUCAUCUGAGACAAUAAAAUAUGAAAUAUUAAAAAA